GAAAAUCGUAUCACUUAUGACGUGUACGAUCGAAAGAAAUGACUCGAAAUCAAUAGGCUAAUGAAAUUAUUGUAGCCAAGUCCACUCCUGGACAUUUAUUUCUUGCACUUAUCAAAAUAUAAUUGAAAUGGAAUCCACGAACGAAGUGCGGCAACCGACGUUAAAGGAACAAGGGUACUUUCCGCAGCGUUACUUCGUGGCGUUCAUGGCGUUUUGGGGCCAAACGUUCACUUAUAUGCUGCGUACGAACAUCAACAUCGCCAUCGUGGCCAUGGUGAAGCCAAUAAAUGAGACCGACAACUCGACCAUCGACUACAACGAAUGUGGCUUCGAUGACGCUAAUUCUACGACCAUCGCCGAAAAUACUGGGGACUUCGAAUGGGACGCGUUUGAACAAAGCAUGGUGCUGGGGGCGUUCUUCUGGGGCUACAUCUGGACCCAGAUACCAGGAGGCCGUCUGGCCGAGAUGAUCGGCGGCCGGCGCAUGUACGCGCUUGUGCUCACCGGAGGGUCGGUGCUCACGCUGCUCAUCCCUGUCACUGCUCACUGGAACUUCGUCGCUCUGCUCGUGCUCAGGGUUAUGUUAGGGCUAUGUCAGGGUCCGACGUUCCCCUCCACCCACGCCCUCCUCUCGAGCUGGGCGCCGCCCAACGAGCGAUCCAGGAUGGGCGCCCUCGUGUAUGCGGGAGGCCAGGCAGGCACCAUCAUCGGGUACCCGAUGACGGCGGCGAUGGCGCAGGCGUGGGGGUGGGAGUCUGUGUUCUACGUGCAGCCGAUGCUGGUGAUGGCGUGGGUGGCGCUGUGGCUUGUCUUCACCGGCGACUCCCCGGAAAGUUCAAGAUGGAUUUCCGAUGUCGAAAAAGAAUAUAUUUUGAAAUCUACAGGAGACAGCAAGGAGCGCAAGAAAACUCCCCCCGUGCCGUGGGGGAAGUUCGUGACGUCGCUGCCGCUGUGGGCGAUCCUCAUCGCGGGGCUGGGGAACAACUGGGGCUUCUACACGCUCCUCACCGAGCUUCCCCAGUACAUGACGCAGAUCCUCAAGCAGGAUAUCAGCUCGGUGGGGAGGGUGGGGAGGUUAUGAUGUCGGAACGUUGUUGUGUUCACCGCUAUUUACUCACCGUCCUCAGCACAUCUGAGGAACGUUGUUGUGUUCACCGCUAUUUACUCACCGUCCUCAGCACACAUGGGUCCCGCCCUUUGCCUCAUCUCGCUGUCGUUUGUGGAGUGCGACCGGGCGGCGACUCUAGCGCUACUGUUCGUGGCAGUGACGCUGCAGGGGGGCAUCUACACGGGCUUCAUGGUGAACCACAUCGACAUCGCGCCUAACUACGCCGGCACCUUGUUCGGCAUCACCAACGCCGCGGCCACCAUACCGGGCUGGCUGGCGCCCAUGACUGUUGGGGCCUUGACCAAUGGUCAGCAAACCAUCGCGCAAUGGCGCAAAGUGUUCUACAUCGCCGCGACUUUCUACAUCGUGGACGCCGUCUUCUUCGUUUUGUUCGCAUCGGGAGUGGAACAAUCCUGGAACCGCUACGCUGCUACCCUCAACGAUGCUGUCGAUUGGGACAAACCGCGAAAACUGAACUCGGCGGAGAAAAAUGAAAACUAUGGAGCGACAAGAAGUGAAAAAGAUGGAAGCGUCGUAAGAAGAAAUACGCCAGAGGGAGAGAUUGGAAAAGAUGAGAGAUACGAUGCGUAUGUUAUACAGGAUCGAUUCAGAGGAGGUUACGUCAAUAAGGCGUAUCAGCAUGAGAAAAAUUAACGUCUAAAUUUGGCAUGGAAACGGAAAUUGACGGUAAAAAUCUGCCAUUAGGAAGGUACACUCAAGAGAAAUCAGUGGGGCUUUGUCUGAAUAGCGGCGCCUUUUUUCUACUUUACUUUUUUCUACUUUCUAUUUUACUUUAGUUAGUUAGUACUUUAAUUUAGUAAGAGCGUACGAGUCCGCUGUUUUCUCGUGCUGUUGAAAAAAAGUGUGUCUCUAUUUGGGCAAUAUGAUCCACACAUUUCUUUGAGUGUAUGAAUCGACGGAGAUAACGACGUGAGAGUAACGCCUGAGAGUUACCUUGGCGAUGUCGACGAUAACUCGUUAGUAAUUAUUAUAAUUAAAAAUACUCACAGAAUAUUUUCGUGACUAUCUUCUGAUAAUUGAAUAUUAUGCAAUACUCUUGAUGAAUAAUGAUUAAAUGCCACGCGUUAUUAGAUCACGAUAAUUAGAUUCAAUUUUCGGCUUGGGGAAACGAACAGCAAAUUCAAGCAAAAAUUUAAUCAUUUAUUUAAUUAAUUUCUUCCAGCUUUUAUCACUCGGUUUGGCUAAGCCAGGACAAGCGUCGCACCUAUGGUAUUCUUAGGUUUACAAAUACAAUUAUUUAAAGCUUUAGCUUUAAAUAGACCAAUAAUAUAUA
This is a messenger RNA of Hyalella azteca, 2402 nucleotides long. RefSeq names its product sialin. NCBI's taxonomy places the organism in Eukaryota, Metazoa, Arthropoda, Malacostraca, Amphipoda, Hyalellidae. Gene Ontology annotation, molecular function: transmembrane transporter activity; protein binding. The record is from RefSeq and is a predicted model, not a curated record. The transcript is spliced from 9 exons. Gene Ontology annotation, biological process: transmembrane transport; monoatomic anion transport.